AUGGCAGAGCAGGCUGUAUCCUGGUACUAUACCAUCCUCACUCUUGUUUUUCAGCCACCAUUUGUAAUGGAGAAGUGGAUUGUGGGAAUAGUGGAAGAUCAGACUGUGGAGUGCACUGUCAUGUAUGAGAGUGAUGUUAGGUCUCCAAAAAGCACUAAGCAUGUCCAUUCAAUUCAGUGGAGUAGAACCAAACCUCAGGAUGAAGUAAAAGCAGUCCAGCUUGCCAUCCAGGCACUAUUCCCCAACUCCGAGGGCAACCCCGGCAGCAGGUCUGACUCAGGUGCGGACUGCCAGUGGCUGGACACGCUGCGCAUGCGUCAGAUCGCCUCCACCACGGCUCUGCAGCGCUCCCAGAGCAAUCCCAUUCUGGGGUCACCUUUCUUCCCAUACUUGGCGGACCAGGAUUCCUAUGCGGCUGCGGUGAGGCGGACACAGGUGCCCGUUAAGUAUCAACAGAUAACGCCUAUCAACCAGUCCAGAAGCUCCUCUCCCACUCAGUAUGGGCUGACCAAAAACUUCUCCUCGCUACAUCUCAACUCUAGGGACAGUGGCUUUUCCAGUCUGAACACUGACAGCUCUUCAGAGCGGGGUCGCUACUCAGACAGAAGCAGGAACAAGUACGAUCGCGGUAGUGUGUCGCUCAAUUCUUCCCCUCGCGGUAGAUACAGUGGGAAAAGUCAGCACUCUACUCCGUCCAGAGAAAGAGAUUCUGGCAAGUUCUUCAGGGUGUCUCAGUCGGCUGACUUCAAGAGGAGCCCUAAUGACCACCACUUACCCAGGACCAUCCCAGGGAUGCCUUUGCACCCUGACACUGCCUCUAGAGCCAGCGAAGAGGAAAGCAAAGUGAGCGAGGGAGGAUGGACCAAAGUGGAGUACCGAAAGAAGCCGUUCAGGCCCUCUCCUGCCAAGACCAACAAGGACAGAGCCCGAGGGAGCUACCGCGGGCGGAGGACCUUCUGAUCAAUUCCCUAAGCAGGGUUCUUCCAUUCACAACAGGUGUCUUCAGAUUCAGUUAACAAAAAGACAACUCUUCCAAUUUGGGGAUUGGGAAAUACCUUUUAAUUGAGACUACAGCCAAACCAAGGCCAGAAUUAUGGUUGUUGGUAACUAGACUUGAAAAUAACUACCCAAAUUUUCUCCCAUGAAUUAAUAUCUGGAGGGAGGGGCUAUGCCAUCUUUCACCCUGAGCAGUGGCUCGUUAGCAGGACUGGGACUAGGAUAAGGCAAGCGAGGUCCACAAAAAAAAUCAAAAUUCUAGGUAAAGGCAGGGUCAGUGUUACUGAGUUUUUCCUUUCGUCAAAGGCGCCGUUUGGGCUCAGCAAUGCACUGUUACUGAUUCUGUCCUUACUUAAAUUUUUGAUAUUUUGUUCACAAAUUUUUUGCAUUGGUUUUAUUUUUUAAUACUGCAUUAAAAUACCAUUUAUCUUGAUUAUCAGGGUUUUUAA
Molecule: messenger RNA, 1445 nt
Organism: Castor canadensis (American beaver)
Lineage: Eukaryota; Metazoa; Chordata; Mammalia; Rodentia; Castoridae
Source: RefSeq, a predicted model, not a curated record